UUUACCACUGAAAAUCGUCCACAGUCUAAAAGGAUUCCGUUCGUAGCAAUUCACGCGUACAAACUAACGUUACAAAGUCACUGUAUUUUAUUCACUUUGACUGCGUUAGUUUUAAGGCGCAAAAACACUACAGGAAUGACUAGUUUGCUUCAGAAGUCAGUGAGGGGCCUUUUUUGUACAAAUUUGGCAAUAAAGUCUAAAAUAAAAGGUUUUCUGCAUGAAGCAAGCAAAGCAGUAUUUAUUCCCACAGCCUCAUUGAAGGAUCUGAAACCCAUUGAGACAUUUGAACAUGUGACGAUACCUGAGAGACCCAAGCUGAAGUUCUACAACAAAGUCCCUAAGAGGACACGCUACAAGAAAGUCUUCAAACGGCUGAUUCAGAUCAGAGGCCCCUCGGAGGUUGCAAAUAAACUCAAGCUAGGACAGUAUGGCAUUGUGGCUAGAAGUGGCGGUUAUUUACACCACGGCCAUUUUGAGAUGAUGCGCCUGACCGUCAACCGCGCCCUGGAUUCCAGCCGCAUGUAUGCCAGAUGGAGGGUGGAGCCACCCAUUAAACCAAUCACCAAAAAGGGGCAGGGCCAACGGAUGGGAGGAGGAAAAGGCAGUGUGGAUCACUAUGUGACCCCAGUCAAGGCCAACCGUAUGAUCUUGGAGGUGGGCGGCAAGAUGGAGUUUCAGGAAGUCCAAGCCGUUCUAGUCCAAGUUGCUAAGAAGCUGCCGUUCCGUGCCGAGGUGGUCACAGCGGAGAGUAUGAAAGUGAAGGAGCAAGCUCGUCUUGAGAAGAUUGAGAGUAAUGCCAAUCCGUGGACCUUUGAGAAGAUUGCUGUUGGAAAUUACCUCGGCAUCUCUAAUCGUCUCGGUCCCUAUGAUUACAAAUGGUUUGGGGAGUACAGGUGAAUGGUAUCUGGACCUGUUUCUAUGGACUAGACACGUUGGCAUCCCCUUGUUGCUAUCCCUAGGUAUGGAUAAAAACUGCUGAGAUGCAUCAGAGACCUUCUCAGAACACAUGACUGCAUCAUCACUUGAGAAGUUGAAGGGAUUAGCGGUUGGACUAGCCAAGAGCUUCAAUAUCACAGAACAAGAGCCAACGUCAUUUAUCUCCCC
Patiria miniata (bat star) is the source of this 1104-nucleotide messenger RNA. RefSeq names its product 39S ribosomal protein L16, mitochondrial-like. The coding region runs from base 136 to 897 and encodes 253 amino acids. The transcript has 5 exons. Gene Ontology annotation, biological process: mitochondrial translation. NCBI's taxonomy places the organism in Eukaryota, Metazoa, Echinodermata, Asteroidea, Valvatida, Asterinidae. The record is from RefSeq and is a predicted model, not a curated record. Gene Ontology annotation, cellular component: ribosome; mitochondrial large ribosomal subunit. Gene Ontology annotation, molecular function: rRNA binding; structural constituent of ribosome.